GCCAAGCCCACGGCUGAGGCGCUCGCUCGUUCGCUCUCUCUCUCUCUCUCUCUCUCUCUCUCUCUCUGCCCGGUGACCAUGUCGUUCCCCAGCUUUGCGUGAAGGGUGAAGAGGAAAAUACUCGGCUGAUUUCCGUCUGGUUCUCUGCUCUAAGCCAAACAGCAGCGCAGUUGUGCGGCGACCAACGAUGGGGUCCAGGAUUAAGGAAAAUCCAGAGAAGGCAUUUGAAGUCUAUGCUGAAGUAACACAUCCUGAGUCCAGCAAUUCAGGAGAUCUGGUGGAUGCCUGUGCAGUUUUUGUAACUAAUUUGAUUCCUGACGACUUUUCUCAACCUUGUAUGAAGACAAAUGGCGUAAGACACUGCCUGACCUUGCGCACAAGGCGUCACUUCCAGAUCCUGAGGUGCGGAGGCAAUUCCCUGAGGACUACAGCGACCAGCCUUACAGUCAGCCAAGUUGGCCAGAACUUUACGUUUGUACUCACUGACAUUGACAGCAAGCAGAGGUUUGGAUUUUGUCGCUUAUCUUCUGGGGCCAAAACUUGCUUCUGUAUCCUAAGCUAUUUACCUUGGUUUGAAGUUUUCUACAAGCUUCUGAACAUCUUAGCAGAAUACACUGCCACAGGACAGGGCUGUCCAUGGAAGGAAUUACUGGAAACGCUAUAUAACCUUCCACUUCCAGAACCAGGUUCAACUGUUCAUUUGAGUGUGCAUUCAUACUUUACUACACCUGAUACCAGGGAACUUCCUAGUAUUCCUGAAAAUAGAAACCUGACAGAGUAUUUUGUAGCUGUAGAUGUCAACAACAUGCUCCAUCUUUAUGCCAGUAUGUUGUAUGAACGUCGAGUCCUCAUCUCCUGCAGCAAACUAAGCACUUUAACAGCCUGCAUUCAUGGGUCGGCAGCUAUGCUAUAUCCAAUGUUUUGGCAGCAUGUUUACAUUCCUGUCCUCCCUCCUCACUUAUUGGACUACUGCUGUGCUCCAAUGCCCUACCUCAUAGGAGUGCAUUCAAGUUUAAUGGAGAAAGUGAGGAAUAUGGCCUUAGAAGAUGUUGUGAUACUAAAUGUGGACAACAAUACACUGGAAACACCAUUUGAUGAUCUUCAAAGCCUUCCUAAUGAUGUGUUGUCAACACUAAAGAAUAGACUUAAGAAAGUGUCAACAACCACAGGUGAUGGAGUUGCUCGUGCAUUUUUAAAGACUCAAGCGGCUCUGUUUGGCAGCUACAGAAAUGCUCUGAAGAUUGAACCUGAGGAACCCAUAACUUUCAAUGAAGAUGUUUUUGUUUCACACCGCUCCAGUGCUAUGAGACAGUUCCUGCAAAAUGCCAUUCAACUACAGCUCUUCAAACAGUUCAUUGAUGGUCGACUAGAUCUCUUGAAUUCUGGGGAAGGGUUUAGCGAUAUGUUUGAAGAGGAGAUAAACAAUGGCGAAUAUGCAGGUGGAAGUGACAAAUCUUACCAUCAGUGGCUGUUCACAGUGAAGAAAGGAAGUGGAGCUAUUAUAAAUACAAUGAAGACAAAGGCGAAUCCUGCGAUGAAGACUGUGUAUAAGUUUGCAAAAGAUCAUGCAAAAAUGGGAAUAAAAGAGGUGAAAAAUCGUUUGAAGCAAAAGGAAAUGGCAGAAAAUGGCUACUCUGUGGCAGGUGACGAUAUCCAUCAAAAGAGUAUCACAUCCCCGCUGUCUGAGAAGAAAGAAGGCAAGCAGCGAGAGGACCGACAACCAAUAACCGUGCACUUUGGACAGCCAGAGAGAGUCCCUCCACCUCGCCCUCCUCCUCCAAAGAUAAACAGUGCUACUUUGCCCGCACGUCCUCCAAGGCCACCAGUUAAGAAACCAAGAAGUAAUGCAUUGCCAGUAGAGGCUCGAAUAUCCUCCAUUUCAAGCCCAGAACACAUCGUAAGACCCACACGACACUACACAGUCUUCCUUUCUGAGGAUUCCUCUGAUGAUGAACUUCACCAUGAAGAGGACUCUAUAUCUGCCUUCUCUGAAAGCUUUCUCUUCACUCCUUUUGAAUGGCCUCAGCCCUAUAAAACUUUAAAGGAAUCCGACAUAAUUGAUGGCGAAGUUUUGAGCACAGAGAAAAGGCAUGGGUCAACUAUCUUUCCCAGCCUCUCAGUGCCGGGUAGGAAUAUGGAUGUGAAUUUAUUGGAUGACAUUUUCAGCAGUAUAAAGGUAACCUCAAAGCACCAGCCCCUCAGCCAAGCCAAAAGUAUGGAAGAUCUGAGAACCCCUAAAGAGGAAGAAAUAGAAAACCCGUUCGGACACCAGUGGAAAGUAAUGAUGUCAGCUGAAAAGAGCAAGACCAAGUCAGUAGGACUGCAUCAUACUCUGCCUCAUACAAAACUUCGGAGCAUGGGUCAAGAUGACAUGGCUCUUAAUAUUAAGUCUAUCAAUGGGUCAUCACCUGGCAGCAUUCACUUUGGAAGCUUCUUCACUGAGAUUGGUGCAGAGGCUUUGAACAGGGAUGGUUCGCUGCCUACUUCAGAUAUAAUUGCAAGUGGGCAAGGCAGCAUCACAAUUCCAAGGCCUCACGGUAGGAAAUCUACAGAAAAGGGAAUAGUGCUUCCACCUCCAGUAGCUGUUAGUCGAGGAGUCAAACAGCAGGUAUUUCCUGGAGUUAAUCAAGUAUCAGCAGUAUUACAGGAUAGCUCCAAACAAGAUACAACUGUGUCCAGCACUGGCUCAGUUUCAGAAAUGUUACAAGAAUCAACUGGAACUGAAAAGAAACCCCAAGCACCAGACUUAAGACAAUCAUUGAAUUCAUCUCCUCAGCCUCUGUUAAGCUCACGUGCUGUUGACAUCCUGAAACCUAUUAAAGUCAGUGUGGAAAUGGAUAGCAGAAAUGAUCUUUUAAGUCUUCUGGAUCCGCUAAGUGCCGCUUCUAGUCUUGACAGGAGCCAAUCUCCAGUUUCCAAAUGUUCAUUAGCGCCUGCACCAUCCUUGUCUUCAACUCCUGCUCCUACUGGUUUUGUUGCACGAGGAACUGACCUUGGAAUAAGUACUCCGCCAGCCUCCUUACAAUUCAGCCAAACGCUAGGAUACUCAACUCCUAGCCCAGCACCAAUAGCUCAGUUUCCACAGCCACCGUCCUAUCCGUUUUCUCAAACAAUGCCAGCAGCUCUUCAGUUUCCUCCUACACAGCCCUCCGCAAGUCAUUUUGCUCCACCUGCAGCGUCUGCUUUUGUUUCCAGCUUUUUGCCUUCAAAUUCAGGUUUCUUCCAACCCCAAAUGCCUCAUAGGAACUAUUCAGCACCUUCCCUUCACCACUUAUAUAGUCAGCCUCUGGCUAUCCCUCAGUCCGGUACUUUUAUUCAGAAAAGUGCAAUCUCAGCAAGCCUAGGUGGUAUUAGCUACCCAAAAACAGCAGGAAAAGCAGGUACAACUGUGGCUGAAUCCAGUGCAGAGGCCGGUGGUGCUACAAAAAAUUUGACUGAGCCACCAUUAGUCCCACCAAAGCCUUCCAAAGGUCUUGAAAGAAUAUUACCAUCUAACCCUGGAGAGGCUCAAGAUCCAUUUGCAGAUUUGCUUAAUGCAACUAAGAAGGAACCAGCACCAUCACAAAGUAGAGUGGACCAGCUCAGGAGGAAAUGGGAGACCUUUGAAUAAAAGCAGAAAUCAAAAUGUUUGAAUAAUAGAGUGACAGUAGAACCUCUCUAUACUGCUGCCUUUGGGUGCUACAUGAAAAUGUAUUUGAUAGCAAGGGGUGCAUUAUACAAGAGCUGGUUUUUUCUGGUUUCUCUAAUGGCCGAAGAACCAUAAAAAAUGCAUAUUAUAUCCAAGAAUGUUAUAGUGAGGAGCUACUACGCUAUAUUUAAAACCUACAACAAGCCAUUUACCAUGGCUUGCAUGUGGUCUGUUCUGUUUGGUGAUUAAUUGUGACUUUUGCUGUUAUUUUCCUGUGAAGAGACACUCCAGAAAAAUUGCUGAAACUUGGAUUGAGGUUGCCUUGUUUUCUUGAUUUCUGAUUUUUUCUUUUUGUAAACUCAAAUGACGUCAUUGAUGUGUAAGUCACUGAUAUUAAUGUACUGAUAUUGCAAUCACCAUUUCUCAGCAUUGAAGCUAAACUUUUGCAUUACACUAUGGUCAUUAGGUACCACACCUUAUAGCUACCAACAUAGGUAUCACUUUUGCUACAUCUUUCAAUUGUAGUGCUUUUGAUUCUGUAAUAUUUUGAUAAUUAUACAGGAUGUCAUACAAUGAAUGCUAUAUUUAUCUACAUUUUAUCAAGCAUUCUGUGUUUCCCUACAUAAAGUAAAAACAAUGCCUCCUGAGCAUAAACUUUUUUUUGAAAAUGUUAAUUACGAUAAAGUAUUGUGGAAUUAAUGUAAAUACGUGUGGAUGAAACCAAAAAGGAAGCAAGGUAAUGCCAUAUACAGCUAUAUCCUGCAUUUCUCUUACAGCUCAGUGUUGCUGCUGUAAUUCAGUCUUGUUAGUAAAGUAUUUACACUGGCUUUGCUGUGAGACAGAUGCUGUGUCUAUUGAUUGUGCCUAGGCUAAUGGAUAAUUAGAUUUGUUUAAAAAAAAUCCACAGCUCUAUGUCUAAUGUACAGCUACUACUAGUGUUAUUAUUAAUGAGCAACUUUGACCGAGUAUUAUAAUUGUAGACAUAAUAUGCCUUGCAGUCCAAAUGGAGCAAAGCUCUUGCAGCCAUUCUAUAACUGGAAAUAAACGAUGCAAGCGUGUUCUUACCACUAGCUGUUCAAACAAAAGUACCAAUGCACUGGGCAAGAGGAAAUCGGAGUCUUGUGCUGAUUCAGGAGGUAAUCUUCAAAUUAUUAGGCACAUAAAUUAGAUUCUUUAUCUCUUAAAAGCCUUUUAACUCAUGGAGACUACUAAUUUCCACUUCUUGAUUUGCAUCGACAUGACAGUUCUCUUUUGGCUUUUUCCAAACAAGUUUGGUGAUGAUCAGAGGAAAAUAGUGACCUUGAACUUCCUCAGACCCUUAUAAAAACUUAUGCUCUAUCAUUGAUUUGACCAGAUUUUAACCCUUUUCAGUCUACUAUAGUUAAGUAUUACUUUGGUUACAUUAUGCCAAACAUUAAAGUUGCCUGAAAGGAAAUCUGAAAGAAUAAUCUAUUUUUGGGAAUCUCUGUUAAUCCCUGUACCUAAUUAGCAUUCAAAUUAAGACACUUUUGUUACAUUUUGAGAAGGGAAACCUUGUUAUUGCACCUGACAUUGCUUUUUUAAUGUAUUUUUCUUCUGCUCAAUGCUAAUGAAUUUGGAAGGACUCAUUCAGCUGGCAUUCAAAAAUUUUGUCUGACAUCAUUCUAAUUUUCUUGGAUGGUGCAGUUAGGUGAAAAGGGAUUAAAAGGCUAAAUUUGCAAUUUAAAAGCUAAGUAUUUCAAAUCAGAUUUUCCUUUGUUUCACAUUUGUAUAUUUUCAGUAAGUUGCAGAAACAAUGCAAUGUUGAUGAGAAAUAUUGCAUCUCUUAGGUCUGCAGCCUACUCUAGGUCAACCUGUUAUCUCCAAUAAUAAAUCCAAGCUGAGCUAAGUUUAUAAGUCAUUGGUAAGGGAGACUUUUCUCAGUUGUAGUAAACUUUAUUUAUAUUCUUGCAAGUGGAUGCAAUCACAAGUUACACAAGUAUCAGUUCUUAGAUUUGAUAAUAGUGACAAUUUCAGUAUUUAUAAAUGGUAUAUUUAUGUAUUACAAAUGAGCACCCUCUAUGCUUUAUCCUUUCCCCCAAUUUGACCUCGUUAGUUGAUAAUUUAAAGUUUCAGAUAUUGAGUCAUUUUUCACUUUUCCUCAGUAAGACUAGGUAGGACUGCUGGUACUGUUCCACUGCCACUUGUACAUCCGUUCCAACAGAAUACAAUUGUCUUCAAUUGUAGACAGUUCCGUUAAACUUUAGAAUUUAUUUUUCCCCUAGCUAUUUUCCAAUUAAUGGCCUUCCUGUACCCAAAAGGGUGAGGUGACUAAAUCACAUAACUCCAGCCUUGCCAUGCAAGAGAUAUCCACUAGGUGUGUAAAAGUAACAUGGUGACUCUCAUUUAUGCACAUGCACACACACCCUUGCCCAUGCACGGUUUCCUCAGUUAAAAACUUAGCGAGUGUCAUUACAUUUCAUUACACAAUCUCUACCCCAAACCGGUUCCAAUCAUUUAUAGGGUAAGGGUCAAAGUAGGAUUGUGGUCACUGCCAGAACAUGAAACAGGCAGCAUAAAAUAAAGGCAUUUAAACAAUUACAUGGUCAGUAUAUAAAGUACAUUGGUCUUUCCGAUAUAACUUCAUAUUCUGAUUUAUUGAGAUUUUCCUUUUUAAUUGGUUGUCAAGCCCAAGCAAUAUCCAACUUUUAACAUUUUUUCAUUUUUAUAUUCUUUUUCACCAGGUAUUUUCACACACACUGCUCAAGAAGCUUGAAGCACUAAUUGAUCAUUCUUGUAAUCAAUGGCUGCUAGUAACACAAACAGCCAAACCUUCAUUUUAAUUUAAUUACAGAAGUUGCAAUUGGGAUUUUUGGUAGCUUUAAACAUUAAUAAUUUUUGUGAAGUUGGUAGAAUGCCCAAAUAUUAAAGCUAGAAAUUAUGACACAAAGUCACUCUAAGACAAACAUGUAGUUAACUGCCCAGUGUUUUGCUGUUAGUGUUUUACAUUGCAUAUUUUGCACUGGAACAUUGGUAUGUGAUGAUAAAAAUGGGAGUAGCUUUGUUGGCAUGGAUACUCUGAAAUUGUACAAAGAGUUUGCCUUCUUGGCCAAAAUUGUUUCCUGUACAUUAUCAGCACACAAAAUAGCGAUAAAAAUGUAUUCCGUUUUAGGUUUAAGAACUAGCUAUUGUGGCCAUAAUAAAACUUUCAUGGUUCGUGAAACCACAAAAGGUUAAGGUGCUACAGUUCAGUACAGUUUGCACAUUUAUAUACAGAUUAUUGUUUCUUUCUAUCCACACUUAAUGUAGAUACAUAUUAAAGCAAGGAGUCAGUGUGAAAAGCUCUCUUCUCAAAUUAAACUUUAUAGAAGCUUCCAGAUAAAUAAUUGAUCUUAAGGAACUUCUAUACAUGCUAUAAAAUCUGAGGUACUUACAAAGGUUAGAUUGCUGUAACAAGGCAGAAUUUAAAUGUUUCAAAUAGACUUUACAUUCUAAAUAAUUUAAAAUUUACUUUUGGGAAAUCCAGCUUAAUGGGUAAUUCAAUGUUAUUGCAGUCACAUUUGUUAGUUAUCACAUAAGCUGUGGUACAGGCACUUCCUGAGGGUUAGGAUUCCUUAUUAACUCGUGCCUCAAACAUUUGUGGAAUGUACAAUGCUGUGAUAGUCUGAAACUGAGAUUAUACACAAACUAAUGUCUGUGUUAGUGAACCUGUUACAUUUACCCUAAAUUUUUGCAGUAAUCCUUACUGAUAGCAGCAAACCCCUGGCGUUGUACAAUAUGAUGUUGGAGGCCCUAGCUUGUUUUGGGAUUCUUGUCAAAGCUUAUACAUUGCUUUAGUAACUUGGCCAAAUAAGUUGCUGCUAAAUAGUUAUACCAAGUUUCUGGAGAUAUUGUAAAGAAUAUCUCUGUUACAGCAGUGCUUGUCAGGUAUGCAGUUUUGUUCUAUGCAGCUAAUUCUAUUUUAAUAUAUUUGUCAGUAAUACCGUGGAUGCAUUUUGUGAAUUGAAUUUGAAAGUGUGCAGUCAAAACAUUCAGUUCUUCCCUGAAGGGUUUACUUAACAUAUUUAACAACAGCAAAGCAGAUUUAAUAAGUGACUGUGAUAGUUUUUCCAUUGAGUUUCAAUCUAGACUGACUGCAGAUAUAAAUAUAUCUACAGUGAAUUUCCGCUGGCAUUGGCAUUAACCAAUAGCUAAUAUGCGUUUAUUUGUGACUGGAGUUAUAGUACAUCUAGUAUUUGUAGCCAAGGCCUCAGUGACACUUUAAUCUUAAUAACUGCUAUUAGCAGUGUUUCCUCAAGUAUUAUGGAGUGCCCAUGGUUUUUAUAUUUAAGGAUCUAUUAUUUUAUCGUAGAAGCUUACUGACACUAUAAUUAUCAGUUCAACAUUUUUCAAAGAUCCAUUCAGGAACAUAAAAAUAUGCCUGAUGUUCGGUGUGAUUCAUUCAUUCAAAAAAAAAGUGUAAUUAAAGUUAUUCCAAAAAUGCAAAAGGCAGAUUAUUUAAGCAUUUGUCAGGCUUCUAUUCCCCCUGGGCUUCAAGAGUUCUUUAUUCGUGGCUACUUUCCCAAAGUUGGUUGUAUAUACAGGUUUCUGCAUUUUUCUGUCCAAAGACACUGUUUUGUUGAUUUCUGAAGAGGAUUGGAAUCAAAGAUAUAUAGAUAUUGGAUCACUGCACGUUUUACUACUAGUAAAAAUUGUAUAGCACAGAAACAGCAGGGCUGAGAUUCAGUGCAAUAUUAUUUUUGUGUUCUGUUAUUGGUUCUGACUCAUACGACUGUGAACAAAUGACUUUUGUAAUUAAGAUUGUGGAAUGGAAUUGUAAACUGACAGAGUGAUGCCAUGGGACUCGAAAGUAAUAAAAGUAAUGAUUCUCCUG
Carcharodon carcharias (great white shark) is the source of this 8459-nucleotide messenger RNA. Its product is annotated as DENN domain-containing protein 1A-like. Gene Ontology annotation, biological process: endocytic recycling; endocytosis. NCBI's taxonomy places the organism in Eukaryota, Metazoa, Chordata, Chondrichthyes, Lamniformes, Lamnidae. Gene Ontology annotation, cellular component: cytosol; clathrin-coated vesicle. Bases 188 to 3610 code for a protein of 1140 amino acids. The transcript is spliced from 24 exons. The record is from RefSeq and is a predicted model, not a curated record. Gene Ontology annotation, molecular function: phosphatidylinositol phosphate binding; guanyl-nucleotide exchange factor activity.